AUGGACGAAGUUGUAUCUGAAAUUAAAAUUUAUUGUAGAAAAAAUAAUUCUAUAACAAAAGAUGAAGCUUGCUUAAAAAUUAUUGAAGGCUUACCUCGAAAUCAAUACCUUUUCCUUCCUGAAGGUGAAAUAUUUGUAGGAAGGAAUAAUUCAAAUUAUAUCGUUAUAAAAGACCAAGAAAUUGAUGAAAAGAAUACAAAAAUUAAAAAUUAUCACGGAAAAGUUGAUAUCAUCUGCAUUGGUUCUAAAUCAGAAACUUUUGUUAAUGGAAAACAACUCAAAUUACGUACUUUAUAUACUUUACAAAAAAAUGACUUAAUUAAAAUAGGACGUUGUACUUUUCAAUACCUCCCUGCUGGAGAAUUUAAGAAUUUUAUUGAUCCACUUUUACAAAUUUAUAACAAUGAUUACUUGUGCAAAAGCUUGGAAACUGGGUUUAGGAAUGGUCAAUAUAUGAAUUUAUUGUUGUUGACUUGUGAUUUAGAUUAUUUUGGAAAAAUCAAUAAAAACUAUGGUCAUGAAGCUGGAGACUACGUUUUAAUAGAAUUAUCAAAAUUAAUUCAAAAUAAAUAUGGGUAUAAAAAUAUUUUUACUAGAUAUGGAGGAGAGAAAUUUGCCAUUCUUCUCAUUAAUACAAAUUUAGAGUCGGCUUAUGUAACUGCUAAGGAAAUUCGGUCUUCUAUUGAAACUAACCCAUUUACUUUUAAAGACAAAAACCUACCGUCGAUUACGUUUAGUAUUGGUGUUUCUGGAGUAAAUUCUUUGGUGAAAAAGCCUAAGGACUUAUUGAAUCAUGCCGAAGAAGCUUGUAAAAAGGCCAGAGAAUAUGGUCGUAAUAGAGUAAUAAUAUGGGAAAACGAACAAAUUUCAAUCCCACAAGUUAUUCUAACUGAAUGGAUUCGGAAAGGUGUGUGUGAUGUAAGUGAUAUAAGCAAAGAUAUGGUCCAAUCCCUCCAUGAAUCUGCUAAUAAUGGAAGUCAUUUAGGACAAGGAUUGAUUGCUUUGUGUUUUCUUUUUGGAAUCAGAGUAGAUCAAGAUAAUGCAAAAGCUUUUCAAUGGGCUAGGAAAUCAGCACUAGCCCAAGUGGCAUUACAAUUAAAAUUCCAACCACUCAUUCUAUCUCAAAUCCCACCAUUUCCACCAAAAGAGAAUAAGGUUUUGAAGAUAGAUAAAAAAUGGGAUACGAUUUUGGGUGAAAAAUUACCAUUAAUCGAACCCCAACAUUAUUUUAUGCUUAGUAAACUUAUUCCUCAACCAAAAUUAUUAUCUCAUGAAGUUUAUAGAAAUGUGGCAGCAGCUCUUCCGUAUAUUCGACAAAAAAUUAAAAUGUGGGGUGUUGAUAUUCUUAAAGCAGAAAACUUUGCGAAUUUAGUCAAUGAAGAAGACGAGGAAUCUUCCGAUGAUGAGUCAAAGGAUGAAAACAAAAAAUUAAUAAAAAAAAAUAGAUUAUCUAGAUUCGAUUGCUUUGCUGCUUUACUUGCCUCUGCUGAAUCCACUGUUAUUCAAGAAAUAUUUCAAACCAUAUCGCAAUCUUCAAUUGCAUUUCCUUUAUUGAUACCCGGCUUAGACGAAGCAGAGAAGUUUAAAGUAAUGCUUCCUUUGUUGACCGGACCAGCUAUCAAAUGGUAUACAAGCAAUGGAUCAAUUAUAGAAAAUCAUCUUUUUGAAGAUUCUUAUAAGAUGAUUGUUGCAGUUCGGAUUGGAAUGAAUCCUCAAGGAAAAAGUACCAUACUUAAUCAGUUGAUGACUUCAAAUUAUAUGUUCACAUCAUCAUCUGAGCCAAGGGCCGAUUGUGGAAUUCCAUACAUGAUCAAUGGAAGUGUUGAAUUUGUAUGGUUGACAGAAAAGACUUGUGGUCCCGAUCUAUGGAAUAAUGUUUUUAAAAGUUACUAUAAUGAAGGGAGGAAUGAGAUUGUAUUGCUUGCAAAUUUACAUGGUGAUGCUUUAGAUUAUCCUGAUCAAAUUGAAUUUCUAAAGCAAUUACCUUCUUGUUUCUUGGUUUUCUUAAUGCCGGGACAUAAUAAAGAUCAAGAAGUUGAGUUUAGGAACUUAAUUGGUUCAAAAAAGGCUAUAUACAUCCAUGUUGAUUCCGAGAACAGUGCCGAGAACAGUGUAAAUAAUUACACAAUUAAUACAAAUUCUAUAAUAUGCAAUGAAACAAUAACAGAAGCUUGUAAAAUGUUUAAAGAUGUUUUAUAUCCUGAUCCUGUUGAUUUUACCGGUACUGAUUUUGGUAACUUAUCAAUUGUUACGUUAAAAAUCGGGGAAACACUUCAACUUGCCGAAAAAAUAGAAUGCGUUGAAUCUCAGGAAAUUAUAAAUUUUAUUAGUGAAAAAACUUGUCGUCAUACUAGAUUAGAGAUUAUGCAACUUCAAAAAAAACAAAGUGGAUCUGAUUGUAUACAAUUUUGGGAACGUACACCAGAUUUGCAAGAAUUAAUGCAGUUGUUCAGUUCCAUCAUGGUCCUACCAAUUAGAAUAAGAAGAAGAGCUUUGAUACAUCUUAAAAAAGAGAUAUCUAGGCUUUCUACAGUUGAAUCAUCUAGAUUUCGAAAUGAUGCUAUAUCAAAAAGGAAAGAAUUAAAUAACGUGAACAUUUUGUAUAAUGGGGAAGAAAAAAUAAAUAAGAUUCGUGAAGAAAUUACAGAACUUUGGAAAGAAGUUGAUAUUACAAGCUUGGGAAUAGAACAUUUCAUUCGUGAAUUAGGACAAAUGUAUAAAAUAUUUAUUUCUGAUCCAAAAAAAAUUACUUCUGAAAAUGGUCUAACUAAAGAAAAUAUUUCAAAAUUACCAGAAUAUUAUGCAGAGCUGUUAAUUAGUGGUCAAACUAUAGAAUUGGUUGAUGGUGAUUCUGCAACUAUAUCUGAAGCAUGGUUCUUAGCCGUCUGUAAUUGUAUUAAUAAAAAAUUUCCCAAACUUAGGAUUUUUGUAAUCAGUAUACUUGGAUUACAAUCUUCUGGAAAGUCCACUCUUCUAAAUACACUUUUUGCAAGUAAAUUUGAUGUCUCAGUUGGACGUUGUACUAAGGGGAUUUUUAUGCAAUUCUUAUUUUUGGAGAAAGACUUAUCUAAUCAACUUGACGUUGAUGCUUUUAUCUUGAUCGACACUGAAGGAUUUUGUGCACCAGGAAAUAUGGGUGAACUAGAAACCGAAAAGAAGAAUCAAAUUAUAGCAACUUUUGUAAUGCGAAUAAGCCAUUUAACAAUUAUUAACAUACUUGGGGAAUCAGCGAGAGAGUUAACUGAAAUCUUAAAGAUAACUAUUAGGACAUUGACACGUCUUGACAUGUUCCCUGACAUACUUAUGGUGCAACAUGUCGAAGAAAAGAAUACGACCAACUUAAUAGAUUUAGAUCAUGAAUUUCAUGCAAUUCUUCAAGAAGUUUUGGAAACAGUUAAAAAAAAUGAUAGUAAGAUAAAAGCACGUAACUUUGAAUAUAUAAGUAAGGCGAAGGAUAAAAAGCUUCUCAAAUUAUUUGCGCCAUUUAAAGAUAAUAUAAAUUCAUAUUCUUCACCAUCGAAGCAAUAUCAUAAUGAUGUUGUUGAUUUAUAUAAUUCUGUAAUUGAACAUUGUAAUAAUUCCAAAAGUAAAAAAAGAUUUUCAGAUUGGUUUUUACUAAUUAAAAGUUAUUGGGAAGCAGUAUCACGUGAAAGUUCUUCAAGCUCCUCUUUCGCAGAAAUUGAAGAAACAUAUGAUUUUAUUGAGUUUGGGAAACAAAUUGCAAAAUUGAAAGGAUUUAUCGACUUGGCAUUUUUAAAACAUAAGGAAUUGAUCGAAAAUGAAAUUCGAUCAAUUGUUUAUGAAUGGCUUUCAAAUAAAGAUUCGGGUGUGAAUUUAAUUAAUUCAAAAUGUGAAGAAUUGAUUAAAAAGUUAGAUGAUGUUCCUGAGAUUAAAAAGGCUAAUCAAACAAUCGUUAAUUAUAUUAGCACUCGCCGCAAAUUUAUAUCCACAAAGCUUGAAAAUAUGCUUGAAGGAAUAUUAAUACGAAAUAGAUUUUCUGUAUUUAUUGAUCGUAUAUUGGAAAAAGUCUUAAGCACGUGGAAAAAAUUGCCUGAUGAAAAGAAACUUGAAGUAGAAGCAAAUAAAAUAUGGAAUCAAUUACACAAUAAAGUAUCAGCAGAAAAUGAAGACUUUAUAAAUGAAGAAAUAGAUAACAUAGUAAAUGAAGAAUAUGAAACUAUGUGGACAUCUGACUUUUUUACAAAUUACAAAUAUAGAAUUAUUCCAGAAUUAUCUAUGAUCAAUGCAAUAAGUAAUGAGGAUAAACGCAUAGAACAAAAUUAUAUGGAAACACUUAAAAAAGAAAUUAAUAUUGUGGUAGAACAAACUUUACAUAAUAUUAAAAGGUUUAAUCCUAGAAUUGUACGUAAUCUUAAAGACAAAACAGAAAAAAAAUUGAAUGAUCUUUCAACUAAAUUUAAUGUAAAAUUUGAUCCCAACUUUGAAAAGAAUGUUCACGUAUAUAUGCUAUUAAAUUUUAGAGAAGAAAUGGUAGGAGUUCAAUACAAAUGGGAUAAAGAUAAUACACCGCUUAGCGUGCUUAAACAAAGAAAAGAUGAAUAUAUAGAAAUGAUUAAGCUUCGUCUUCAAUAUGGUCAUUCACUUAUUUAUAGAGGUCAUUUGACUGGGGCUUAUUUAUUGAGAGCUAUUCAUAAAAAAGCAAUAGAUGCAGAAAAUCGGGAUCGAAGAGAUGAUGUGCUUAGCAUUCCUUGGAUGAAAAAUUCUGAAACGAUUAGACUUAAAUAUUUUAUUGAACUUGCUGAACAAAUUCAUAACGGUGACAAAGAAAACGCAACACAGCACUUUUUAAUACCUCAAAAAAGAAUUGAAGAAUGGUUUAAAAAUAAUGUUAAUAACUAUACAAAAAAAGAGAAAGGACGAAAAUAUAAGGAAACUUUUGAUACAGAAUUUGAUUGUGUUUAUCAGAAAAUUCGUAAUUAUAAAAGUUAUGAAGAUAUCAAAGAGUUUGUAAACAAAUAUAUGACACAAGUUGACGGUCUUGACUGGCAAUUGAAUAUUAAAGAUAAUUCAAUUACUGAAAAAUUUAACUUAUUCCAUGAAGCUAUCAUAAAAGAGCUCAAUACUAAAAGGAAUGGUCAUUAUCAAUUAGAAGAGGAAUCACUGCCAAAUUUAUCUGAUGAUGAAUUGAUCAAGAAAAGGCUAGGAUGCACAGAACCAUGUUACUGGUGUGGUGCUAUGUGUUGGGGAGAAAGAGGCCAUGAUGAAAACAGUGAUGAAACAAAAAUACAUCAUUCUAGCCAUCAACCUGGAGGUCUUAACGGGACAAAAUUUACAAGCUCCAAAAAACUAGUUGCAAUAGCAUGUCAUAACCGUCCGGAUGGUAGACGAAUGAAGUAUAAAGGAACUAAGAAAGCAUGGGGUGAUUUAAAAUCUACUGACUUCAAAGACUGGAGAUUUGGACCCCAUUACAAGAAUGAUUUUAAUGAAAUUAUGUGUUGGUUUUUUGAAAUGCUGCACGAAGACUUGGCAAAAAGGUUUUAUGUUAAGCCAGCAGAUGAGUCAGAGUUAGAAAAUCAUGGUUGCUUAAACAAAGAUUACUAUAAAAUCAUUAGUGUAUUACGUCAGUGUCUUGAAAAUAAGUGCUCUAACUAUGAUGAAAACGAAGUGUCGGAUCAUGUUAAUUCUGGUCUCUCCGAUCUGGCACCUACACUAUAG
Messenger RNA from Cetraspora pellucida, 5676 nucleotides. The record is from the annotation of a GenBank genome assembly. Lineage: Eukaryota; Fungi; Glomeromycota; Glomeromycetes; Diversisporales; Gigasporaceae.